Molecule: messenger RNA, 5847 nt
Organism: Stomoxys calcitrans (stable fly)
Lineage: Eukaryota; Metazoa; Arthropoda; Insecta; Diptera; Muscidae
Gene: ASPP
Product: apoptosis-stimulating of p53 protein 2
Exons: 9
Coding region: 1502-4801 (1099 amino acids)
Biological process (GO): regulation of apoptotic process
Cellular component (GO): nucleus
Molecular function (GO): p53 binding
Source: RefSeq, a predicted model, not a curated record
UUAGCUCCGGACGUGUUUUCUCAAUAAACGGUCUUUCUGUUUUUUUUUUUUUAUAAACGAAUGAGGAUGAGGAAAAUAGGAAAAGAAGAAUUCCUAUUAGAAGAUAAAUGAAAAGGCCAUAAAUAAUGAUUAAAGUGAUAGAGGUUGCUUGAUAUUUUCAAUAUGUGUAACUAGUUCGACCGAAAUGCUAAGUGGUUAAGAACGUAAAAGUAAAUGAAAUUGUGAAAAAAGAAAAUUUCUUUUAAUGAAAAAAAAGGCCUAAUGAUGUGGAAAUAAAAAAUAAAGAAAACCGAAUAAACCCAACGCCAAUAAGUGUGCUUGUUGUUGUUGUUGCAGUGUGUGAGUAAAGCUUGUUUCUUGACGGAGUUCACUUGUGUGGCUCACCUUAUAUCCCCCACUCCCUGCCUCUUGCGUUUGAGUUUUAGUGAGCGUAGAGAGGGUUUACUGUUAACAGAAAAAAAAUAAAACAAAUGAGUUGAAAGAGAUGGAAUGGAAUGGAAUGAAAAAUAAAUAAAAGAAUCAAUGAAUGAGUGCUGGAGGAAGGGUAUAAAAAAGAAAGAAAAGAUAUUUGCCAUUUUUACAAGCCCAGAGUGUGUGUGUGUGCGUGUCUGUUUGUUUGUUUCUUGACCAGCCAAAGAAGAAUGUAAAUGCCAAGACAACUCUUCAACUCUUCGUGUUUGUGUGUUACCUUUGCGCCGCGAAUAUCAAUGCCAUAAGAAAAGUGAUGAUAAUAAAACAUUGGCAAAUUAAAAUCUCAUUAAAAGUAAUUUCAACAGUACCCUCCAUUGCUGUUGUUGUUUUCGUGCUACAAAUACCUUGCUUGAGAAAAUACCAGCCCAAAAUUCCUCUGGCCCACUGGAAUACGAGAGGAAACGAAGAGGAAGAAGUGUGUGGAAAAGUGACAACCUCAAAGAAGAAAUCAAAUCAAGCAUCAAAGUGUUAAAUUCAAAUAAUCAAAGUGUAAAUCAAAGAAGAAGGAAAAACCUCAUCUGAACAAAUAAUCAAGAGAAGGGCGCCUGCAGGCGCACCAGGCAAAUUAAUAAUUCAAUGAAUUUUGUAUUCCCAGAAAAAUGUGUGUUUAGUGUUAAAAAAAGUGAAAAAAAUAUUUAAAUUAAAAGCAGAAGAAAAAAAGAAAAGUAGCUUGAGAAAAAAAUUUAUUACCCAGAGAUAAGCAGCAAAGAAAAAAUAAUUUAUUUUUAUAAUAUUCCAUACCUGUUGCGUUAAACGUUUCGCGUCGCGUCGCCUCACAUUCAUUGUUGAGUGCUGCACCUCAGCUUAUUUUUUUUUAAGUUUGUCUUUCGUGGUCAAUCUCGAUCGUUUCGUUUGCGUUCAUUGAAAGUUUGUGCCAGCCGCUUGCUGUUUGUCGUCAUCAAAAUAGCCGCUUUUCAUCGACAUCAACGUCGCUGCCGCCGCCGCUGCUGAAAGUUGCUGCCACUGUUUGUGAUAAAUCGUUUUUUACACGAGUGUUGUAAUGUAAGAUAUUCUACAUGUGCGUCAUGGUAUGAAGGAGCCGACGACUAACAACUUGGACGAUAUUGUGCCUGGCAGGUUGACGUCAGCCGAAUUAAGGGCGAUGGCACUUCGUCAACAACAACAAAUUGACUCCCAACAUCAACUGUUGGCCACCAAAGAGCAGCGUUUACGCUUUCUGAAACAACAAGAGGUCCGCAAUGCCGUUGCCAAUGCCGAGGGCGAGCGUUUGAGACGAUUGCGCGAACGUGUCGAGGCUCAGGAAUCCAAGCUGCGACGUUUGCGUGCGUUACGGGGUCAAGUGGAUUUACAGAAGACCUAUAAUGUUACCUUGAGCAACGACUUGGACUCCAUUCGAGCACUGUUUAGUGAAAAAGAGAAAGAACUGAGUUUGGCAGUGGCCAAGGUGGAAGCACUUACCCGACAAUUGGAAGAUUUGAGACGUGACCGAAGAUGUCCCAUAAAUUUGAUAGCCGGUGGCAGCACCACCGGUCAACCAUUACCGCCGCAGGCGUCAAGGGAGUUGGAGAAGCUAAGAAGAGAACUAAUGUAUCGCAAUCAAUUGUCACUGCAGCAAGAUGCUCGACUGCAUUUACAAAGGGAAGCCCUACAACAAAGACAAGCCGAAUUGAGAUCUGUGGAUCAACGAAUUUAUGAGCUGCAGACGCGAUUGCAGCGUAAAAAGGCGGCCAAUGUACAAACCAGCCAACAGCAGCAGCAGCAGCAGCAACAGUUGCAACAGCAGCAGCAAGCGAAUCAAAAUCUUGCCGUCCCACAACAAAAUCAGCAGCAGCAACAACAACAUGCCACAAAUCAAAAUCACAAUGCCUAUAACUCCACCACAGGUGGCGGAGGAGGGGUUGUGGAUGCUGGCAGCGUUAGCUAUCCCACCACCGCCCAUUUGGCCCCUAAAACAGGCGUGGCAGCUCUCAAACAACAACUGCUGCAGAAGCAAGCCAAUCAGGCGGCCAACAAUGGUCAAGCGGCGGUGACAUCAUACAACAACAAAUUCGCCAACAUUAUCAAUCGGGCCAAUGAGAAUCGUGGCAAUUUGGGUCGUGGCAAUGUGGCCGCCGUGGAACCCUACAUUCAUACACCUCAAAAGUCCACCAUAACGCCCACCUCUUCCUACCUGGGCAAUAUACUGAAACAUGCGGCCGCCACUGCCAACACCAAUCAGCAGAAUCAGCUGAUACAGGAACAUGCCCAUGCCAAACUGAAUCUGGCCAGCCAUGCUGCCAAUAAUGGACCCCCACACCUGGGCGGUGCUGGUGGAAGCACCAAUAACACCAGUCCCAAUUUCUUUAUGGCCGAAAGUGAUGAAUCGAAAUUGGCCAAGAAAAUGUUGACAGCGGCCAUAACCAGCAGUAAACUGCAUAGCUCAGAGGCGGCACCACAAACCAGCAGCGGCGGCGGCAGCACCAGCACCACCGACGGCCCAGCCAAAGUGGAUACUUCCCAUCACAUUUAUGCCGAGGUGGGGCCAAAAAAGCGAGAUCUGGUCAAGGAGGUAGCCGCCAAUUUGGAGGCUCAACAGACCACACCCUCGCAGAGCACAACCAGUAAAAUUCCCAAAAGCAUUAGUAGUACCACCACCUCUGCCUCGGCCCUGAUCAGUAAACUGAACAGUGCCGCCCAUAGUAGCUCUCAUAUGGGUGCGGCGGCCACGCACAUACCUCAGCGCGAAAAAUCCGAUUUGGAAAAGAAAACGGAGAUAUCGGUGACAAGUGAAACACUGCUGGAGAAAAAUACCCAUCAGCUAACGGUGCACAGCAUGCCUUUGGGAGCGGCCAACAAAUCAGUGGCCACUGGAGUUGCAGCGGCUGCUGACAAUGCGGCGCCCAACGCGACUAGUUCGAAGGCCUCCAAGCCUUUAACGUUAGCUGGCAAUUUGGCAGUACCUCCCCGCAAGCCUAUUAGCAGUGUGGCUCCCACAUCGGUUUCAAGCUCCAUACCCAAAAUGAUAACCUACAGUCCAAAAGUUAACCGAGUGGCGCCCAACGUGGUGGUUAGUAGUUCAUCUUUAGCUCAUACAGUGUCUACAACGACGCCAUCAAAUGCCGCCACAGCCGCAAAUUCUGAUCGCCCUGCUUUGCCUCCCAAGCCUCAUAAAAUGUCGGGUAAUGAAGUGACAAACGAAGGCGCCAGUAAUGUAAAGCGAACAAGCGCAGAUACGGCAGUCCCCUCAUCCUCCUCCUCCUCCUCCACAGCCACAAACUCCAAUGCCUCUACCUUGCCCAUACAAAAUAUUAACGAUAAUCUCCCCAUAAAGGCAAAGCCUUUGACCAUCCGCAAACAACCUUUGUCCGAGCAACCACGUCUCAAGUCCUCCACUGCCUUGGCUAAGCCCACCAAUGGUCAAGUGAAUCCAAGAAAGAGCGAACUGUUCAACGAAAGACGAUCUUCGCAUCCUGAGAUAGCAUCGGAAAGCAAUAGCGAAUCUAAUUCCACACCUCAGUACUCACCCAAUUUGAUGCAGCAGCAGCAGCAUCAGCAAUCCCAACAAUCACCCAGUACCCUAUCACCUCAAUCUCAAUCUAGCCUAGAUGAACCUGAUCGCACAGAGGCUGCACCUGCUCCACAACAGUCCCCACCAGAGGAUAAAUCACCCGAAAGCCUAAAGCGUCGCCUGCGCAGCAUGUCGGCCGGCAACAAUAGCAGCUCCACCGCUGGCAAUGGCAAACCCAAGUUGGCGCGCCGUGUCAGUUUUGAUCCUUUGGCUCUGUUGCUGGAUGCCAGUUUGGAGGGUGAACUGGAGUUAGUUAAGAAAACUGCCAUGCAAGUUGCCAAUCCCAGUGCGGCCAAUGAUGAGGGCAUCACAGCGCUGCACAAUGCCAUUUGUGCGGGCCAUAUUGACAUAGUCAAAUUCCUUGUUGAAUUUGGUUGUGAUGUCAAUGCCCAGGACUCGGAUGGCUGGACGCCGUUGCAUUGUGCUGCCAGUUGCAAUAAUUUGGCCAUGGUUAAAUUUCUGGUGGAAAAUGGCGCUUGUCUAUUUGCCGCUACUUUGUCGGACCACGAAACACCUGCCGAAAAAUGUGAAGAGGAUGAGGAAGGUUUCGAUGGAUGCUCCGAGUAUUUGUACAGCAUUCAAGAAAAACUUGGCAUACUUCAUAAUGGUGAAGUGUAUGCUGUAUUCUCGUAUGAGGCACAAAAUAGCGAUGAAUUAACGUUCAAUGUCAACGAUCGCCUCAUCAUAUUGCGAAAAGGCGAUGAUGCGGAAAGUGAAUGGUGGUGGGCGAAAAAUGAACAAAACGAGGAGGGCUAUGUGCCACGCAAUCUGUUGGGACUCUAUCCCAGAGUGCCACCGCAGACCACAAAUUAUGCUGAUUAGCAGUUAAUACGAUUUUGCGUUUUGAAAAAGAAAGCCGGACGUCUGAUACAGAAACGUUACAUAUCAAAGUUUUUGUAAAUGUUGUUGGGGUGGUUGUGCAGCAGAGUGAUGACAGCAUUGGCACAACCAUGCCAAGCAUCAUUCUAUCUUUCUCUCUCUCUCACACACACACAGACAUGCAAGCAAUAAAACAAAAAUCCAACCAAAUGAAUUUGACCACAAAAGGAAACGGAAGUGCAUAUUAUUUGACAUGGAAACGGAUGUUUUUACUAAUUGUUCAAAUUGCGAAUAAGCCUAAGGACCAUAGACUACAACCACAACAACCAAUAAAACAAAAACAAACAAAUGAACAACAAAAACUAAUUUGACAACAUAUGUGCAACAUACAAAGCGUUGUUUGUUUUUCCUUUCUUCUUUGGAACAAAAGAAAAAGCAACCACAAUUAUUUAAGGAUUCAUGCUCGAAGUUUAACACCAAUUUUUUUCAAAACUUCAUAGAGGAUAAUAACAAAUAAAACAACAACAAAUGGAACUUACUAAUUUAAGCUCUAGGCCACAAACAAAUAAAACAAUAAUAAUGAUAAUAAGGCAUAAUAUAAUUAACAACACAACAAAAGAAACACAUACACCUACAACACACCUUACAUUUAUAGAUAUCUGCAUACAUACAUACCUGCAUUCAUACACUUAUACGACACGCAUCUAUGAUAUAUUUCCAGCAUAUCUACAAUAUUUUUUUUUUUAAUUUUAGUACUACCUUUUAAUGAUUGUAUUUUUAUUAUCGAAUAACUUACUAAUUGCAACUAAUUGAAAAUCAUUGAUUCUAAUUAGUCUAAAACAUUUUCAAAUUAAUAAAUCUUUAGCAUUUAAGUGAAACACCUAUGAAUUCAGAAAAUGCCUACGUUGACAAAAAAUAUUUGCAAAACACAAAAAAAACGGUUUAUUAUUCUUUGCCUAAUUAUUGUGAUUUACAUGGUUUUUUCGUUUUUGUAAAAUUUAAACACUUUAACAAUAACAGCAACUCGAAAUCAAAAAUUACUAUUUAAU